UUUGGAUUAGGGUUUACCAGGUUUGAAGCAUACCAAGAUGGAUGAAUUUGAUAGAGACAUUGAUAGGGACUUGAAGUUUUCAGUGAAGUCAACCAAAAACCUCAAGGUUCAUGCAACUUUCGAGAGCAUGAAACUUAAACCAGACCUUCUCAAAGGUAUUUAUGGAUAUGGAUUUGAAGCACCAUCAGCCAUUCAGUCUCGAGCCAUUAUGCAAAUAAUCAGUGGUAAAGAUACAAUUGCACAGGCCCAGUCGGGGACCGGGAAGACAGCCACCUUCACCAUUGGUAUGCUUCAAGUGAUUGAUACCAAGGCGAAGGAUUGUCAAGCACUUAUAUUAUCACCAACCAGGGAGUUAGCGGUACAAAUUCAAGGGGUAGUUAAAAACUUGGGUGAUUAUAUGAAUAUCCAUACUCAUGCUUGUAUUGGUGGGACUCAUGUUGGAGAAGACCUCAAAAAACUACAGCAAGGACAACAAAUCAUUAGUGGGACCCCCGGUAGGGUUGUUGAUAUGAUCAAAAGAAGGAAGCUCUCCAUUAGAAACAUCAAAAUGCUUAUUCUAGACGAAGCCGAUGAGCUUUUCUUGAAAGGGUUCAAAGAGCAGAUCUACGAAAUCUAUCGUCAUUUGCCCCCAUCGGUUCAAGUUGUUGUGGUAAGUGCUACAUUAUCAAGAGAAGUUUUGGAAAUGACUGGGAAAUUCACCACAGAUCCAGUGAAAAUCUUGGUUAAAAGAGAUGAUAUCACAUUGGAAGGAAUAAAACAAUAUCACAUACAAUGCGAAAAAGAAGAUUGGAAAUUCGAUACCCUCUGUGAUCUAUACGACUCCUUAACAAUUACCCAAGCAGUUAUUUUUUGCAACACCAAAGUCAAGGUCACUUGGUUAGCAGAUCAAAUGAAAAAAUCAAACUUCACCGUGGUGGCCAUGCACGGUGACAUGAAGCAAGACGAAAGAGACUCCAUCAUGAGUGAUUUCAGAUCUGGUAAUUCCAGAGUAUUGAUUUCAACCGAUGUUUGGGCCAGAGGAAUCGACGUCCAACAAGUUUCUCUUGUCAUUAAUUACGACUUACCAAUCGACAAGGAAAACUACAUCCACAGAAUUGGUAGAUCAGGCAGAUUCGGAAGAAAAGGUGUCGCCAUCAAUCUCAUAACAAGUGAUGAUUCCGAAGCUCUUCGUGAUAUUGAAAAGUUCUACUCUAUCAAAAUCAAAGAAAUGCCUGUAAAUAUUAAUGACUUAAUGUAACGACUCGACACGAUUCUAUAUAAUUCCAUACACCUCCAUACAAUGCACCACUAUUUCUACCCAUGUAAGCC
Messenger RNA from Hyphopichia burtonii NRRL Y-1933, 1308 nucleotides. It is a transcript of the gene FAL1, whose product is annotated as ATP-dependent RNA helicase. The transcript has a single exon. Gene Ontology annotation, molecular function: ATP binding; mRNA binding; RNA helicase activity. The record is from RefSeq and is a predicted model, not a curated record. Gene Ontology annotation, cellular component: catalytic step 2 spliceosome; nucleolus. The annotation marks the transcript as partial. Lineage: Eukaryota; Fungi; Ascomycota; Pichiomycetes; Serinales; Debaryomycetaceae.